GCACGUGCGCGGUGACGUCGACGCGCCAACGUGACUGGCGGUCGUGGCGCUCUGGGUUUCUGGGCCCGCACCGGUUCCAAUCCGGCGGCGAGAGCCGUGGGCCCGCGAUUCAGUUUGAGCGCGCCGCGCUGUGUGAAUCUGCGAGGCCGUUGGGAAGGGUCGUCUCUUGUAGCCUCUUCCCCCGGGCCUGCGGCUCCGCGUCCCAGAUGGACAAGGUGUGCGCCGUGUUCGGAGGCUCCCGGGGCAUCGGCAGGGCGGUGGCCCGCUUGAUGGCCCAGAGAGGCUAUCGAUUGGCCAUCGUCGCCCGGAAUCUGGAGGGGGCCAGAGCCGCGGCCGGGGACCUGGGCGGAGAUCAUUUGGCAUUGAGCUGUGAUGUUGCCAAAGAACAUGAUGUUCAAAAUACAUUUGAAGAGAUAGAGAAAAAUUUAGGUCGUGUUAAUUUCUUGGUAAAUGCAGCUGGAAUUAACAGGGAUAGCCUCUUAGUAAGGACAAAUACUGAAGAUAUGCUGUCUCAGCUCCAUACUAACCUCCUGGGCUCCAUGCUGACCUGUAGAGCUGCCCUGAAGACAAUGAUUAAACAGCAGAGAGGAUCCAUUGUGAAUGUAGGAAGUGUUAUUGGUUUAAAAGGCAAUUCUGGCCAGUCUGUAUACAGUGCCAGUAAAGGAGGAUUAGUCGGAUUUUCACGUGCUCUUGCCAAAGAAGUGGCAAAAAAGAAAAUUAGAGUGAAUGUAGUUGCACCAGGAUUCAUUCACACAGAUAUGACGAAAGACUUGAACGAAGAACAUUUAAAGAAGAAUAUCCCUCUGGGAAGGUUUGGAGACGCCCUCGAUGUGGCCCAGGCGGUCGUAUUUCUUUUAGAGUCUCCGUAUGUGACAGGGCACGUCCUGGUGGUGGAUGGCGGCCUGCAGCUCACCAUGUAGCCGAGCCCCGUCACUGCCUUUGGAGUCACGGGCAAUCUCUGUUGUACCUGUGUUUGCUAAUCAAACCUGCUGAUGCUACAGAUGUUGAUUUCUGUCUUCAUACAAAUAUGUCUGUAAAGAACAGUGGGAGAGCAGCUGCGUUUUCCAAAUGACACGUGUCUUAUGGGCAGUGUUAGUGUCCAGUCCCUCCUCACAGGGAUUCCCUUCAGGAGCCCUGGUCUUCACAUGUUCCUGCCCCUUGUGAAAACAGUGUCCUGGGUCUGUGUGUAACCUCUGUAUACUUCACAUCAUCUCCGUUGUUCAGUCACUAACUUGUGUCUGACUCUUUGCAGCCCCUCACACUGUAGCCGGCCAGGCUCCUCUGUCCAUGGAAUUUUCCCAGCAAGAAUACUGGAGUGGGUUGCCAUUUCCCUUUCCAAGGGAUCUUCCCGACCCAGGGAUUGAACCUGUGUCUCCUCGUCUUCUGCUUUGGCAGGUGGAUUCUUUACCACUGAGCCACCAGGGCAGCCGGAAUCUGAGUCAUUCUUAGAUUACAUGUAAUACUAACACAGUGUAAAUGCUGUGUAAAUAGUUGAAACACAGUGUAAAUGCUAUAUAAAUAGUUGAUUUUUGGAACUUUAAAAAACAUAUUUAGACAGUAAAAACUUUAAAAAAUAUAUUUUCUACCCAUAGUUGGUUGAACCCAUGGCUGUUGAGGCCGGAUGCAGAGGGCCAACUGUCUAGAUAUUUUUCAAGUAAUAAAACAGACGUUAUCUUAAUUUAUGCAUUUUGUUACACAAGUAGGAAAAACUAUGAGUCUGAUUGUCAUUAGAUACUUCGUUGUGAUAGCUUACGGAGAACGGUGUUGGAUUGGUGAUCUCCGAAGAAGAUUUAACUUUGGGACCAGGGACCAGGGUUGAUCACUCAAGAGCUUUUGUGGAGCAAGAGUUUUAUUAAAGCAGAAAGGGACUGAGAAAGCUUCUGACACAGACAUCAGAAGGGGGACAGAGAGUGCCCCCCUCACUAGUGUUAGCAAGGGGGUUAGAUACUUUUUUAUUAAUUGUUGCAAUAAAAGAAUUUCUCAAGUUUGUGAAAAUUUUAUCAGACCCACUCCCACAAUUUACAUUUUAAGAUAACGGGAUUAGAAUUUAACAGAGAGAUCCUACCAGACCCACUCCCAUAAUACACAUUUUAAGAUAUCAGGAUUAGAAGGUUUUCAGGAAGGAGAAACUGUCCUCAAGCAGGAUACAUUGUUGUUAUAUAAACCUUAGAACAAAGUUUAAACUGAGUUGUUUGUUGUGUAAUCAUCAGUUCUGGGCUUAAAGAAAAAAAUGUUUUAUGUGACUAAGACUAAAGAAUGUAGAGAAAAAAAAGCUUUCGUCCUUUUCUCCUCCUUGAGAACCCCAGACCUCUCUCUCCUCAGGGACCCCUGGACUUCUUAUCAACCUGCCUAGGAAUUGGCUCUCUCAGCUGUACUGGGCCGAAUACUCUAGAAGUUAACCUGGCAGGCCAAGUGCAAGUUAGACAAGCACACCGAAGCAGGAGGACCUGAAGGGCAUCAGGCAGGUACCUUAGCACGCCUGCUGGAGUUACCCACUGCAGCCCUCCGUCCGUCUCCUGAAUAGUCAGCUGUUACACAGGCUGAGAAGAGCAGUUAGACACAGACGUGACUGGAGUCUGGUUUCUUUGGUGGCACUGCUUCUGUGUGAGCAGCUGGGUACAACAGACUACACUGGGCAGAGGAGCCUGGUGGGCACGGUCCAUGGGGCCAGAACUGGACACAACUUAGUGACUGAACAGCAGGUGUGGAUGGCUGAUGUGUCCUGUGGAAAUCUCAGGGAUGGUGUGGUUAACCCUUGGUUUUAGUACCUGGUCCAGCUGUGAGUUGCAUAGACCUCAUCAGUUUAGGAUGUGGAACUGGUGUUUCGUGGGUUGUGGUUUUUUUUAAUUCCUCAAAACUCUCAAUUAGCUGGCUUCUUAGAAACAGCAUAAGAAAUAAUGAUAUUUUAAAAAUUAAGAAUUUUUGUGUCAAUGAAAAUAAUGAUUCUUAUGUGAAAAUUUUAGAAAAAUAAUAAUUGUGAACAGUCAUUGGUAAAUAUGCAGUAAUAGUGAGUGCAGUGUCUUCACAAGGAGCAGGUAAAGCAUUAGUCUUAAAUGACAAUACUUGUCUGAGACUAGAAAUGUCACAAAUCGAGUGAAAACAUCAGAUGAUACCUGUUUUGCAUUGAUCUCCUUUGUGAGAAUAGCAUGAUAAUUGUAAAUAUCACUGGGUUCAGGUUGAUUUUUAUUAUCAUUUCAAAUGUUUUAAAUAUUUAUUGCAUUUUAAAAAGUAAUCUUUUUACAGUUUAAUUGGAGCUGAACAUCAUUUUAUGUAAACAGAUUAAUUUUAUUGAAAGUCGGUACAAAAGUAUGAAUAGGGUAUAAAAUGCAGACUGAUAAAAAUAAUAAAGUCAAAUCUGUAUUCUAAAUCAAGAUUCAUGAUUCCUUAAAAAUUCUUUUACACUGAUCUUCAAAAUAGUCUUUACUAGAGAAGUCUGUUCAGGAGGUAAAAAAGUCAGUAAGCUUCUGUUACCAGCCAGGUUGUCUGCUCGGUGCAGAGACGGCAGCCCCAUGCAGAACUGACUGCGUGGGAAAGCAGCAGUCGGCGGUUUCAAGUUCCGCAGAAAGGACACGCCUUGCCAGCGCUGACCCCGGGCCGGCUCCCCUCUCUGGCUCCUCACGAGGCCGCCUUGGCUGGCGGUCAGGAAGGAAGCAGGUAACCACUUGAAAUAACAUCACUGAGGUGUGAGUUACAGAUGGAUUUAACAUUCAGUUGUGUGUAUUCACACGUUGAGAAAUGAGCCCUUUUACACUGUCCACCGCUCCUGCCGACAUCAGACUGGUGGAGGGUGAAGUGAGGACGUGAACAGGCACGGGGAGCCUCGGCCCUGGGGUGCUCCUGGCCAGAUGCUGCAGCCAGGUGGUGGCUGUCAGUCACAUGCAGAGGUUCGAGAGCUUCCGUGACUUCUUAACAAGAAAACUCAACUGAAGGUGUUACCUGGCGCUUGCGCACCAACAGUCCAGCCUGGAUCUAAGGCUUUUUAGAAACUGGUUUAUGGUUAAAGCUAGGGUCAACAUUUUUGCAUGGAACGUUUUAAAAGUUGUGCUUCUAUUUCUUUUUCUUCCAUAAUCAGUUUAUAAGAGGAUUUUAAACUGCUUUCUAGGAGAAAACUGUAUUAUAAAUUUGGGGGCGAUGAUUUACGUGAAGAUGAUUUAAUGCGCAUGCUUGUGUUAUCUAGAAUAAAGUGAAAUUAUUCAAGAA
Capra hircus (goat) is the source of this 4200-nucleotide messenger RNA. It is a transcript of the gene CBR4, whose product is annotated as carbonyl reductase 4. Bases 207 to 920 code for a protein of 237 amino acids. Gene Ontology annotation, biological process: fatty acid biosynthetic process. Gene Ontology annotation, molecular function: quinone binding; oxidoreductase activity, acting on the CH-OH group of donors, NAD or NADP as acceptor. The transcript is spliced from 5 exons. The record is from RefSeq and is a predicted model, not a curated record. Lineage: Eukaryota; Metazoa; Chordata; Mammalia; Artiodactyla; Bovidae.